AGCCUAAAAUGAAAGUUUUGUCAGUGGUGCUUUUAAGCACCUUGUGCUGCUGGGCAGCAGUCAGUGCCCAAGGAUUUAAUACACCCAAACAACGUGGAGCUAAUGAUGUGCCUCCCUUUCACAAUCACUUCCGGCGCCAGUUGAAUGUACAGCAGCACAUUUUAAGCGAUGUCCAUCAGCAUCAUACCCAACCCCGUCAAAAUCAAGGUCUCUUCUUGCAACAAUCGCCCAGUGUUGAGGUUCCAGUGCCACAAACUCAACAGCAGAGGAAUCAUCAGCGAUUCCCACCUACCGGACCUAACCAUUUCAAUGUUGGCAAUCAACAAUUCCAGAGAUCUACACACAAUCAGGUACAUGUACCAUUGCAUCAACAGCAGCAGCACCAACAACAACAUCAGCAACAACCCCACUAUCAACCACAACAACCCCAACAAUUCCAACACCCUCAACAACAGCAUCAGCAACAACAACAACCAGCCGUCGGAGGUCAAUUGGAUCAACAUCAACAAAAUUUCUUAGCUUUGCGUAACUUCGCCAGCCAAUCUAUUGGACCCCAACAAAGUCCACCACAACGCUCGUACAACAACAAACCAUUUCAGGCUCAACAACCAGGUCUCCAGCAGCCUCAAUAUUCCACCUUACCCAAUGAAGCCUAUCAGCAGCAGCCAAAUUCCAAUUUCGCUUUGGGAUCCCAAAUUCUGCCUCAAACCCAACAAAAGUUGCCCAUUCAGGCUCCAGUACCCACCUUCCAGACUCAAGCUGCACCUCAAAUUCCCUUCUCAACCGUGCCACAAUUCUUCCAACAGCAGCAACAACAACAGCAUCAAUCGACUCUACAAACAACCCAGCAAACCUUUUUGCCACAGACACAACAAAAAUUGCCCCAAGUUGAUCAAACUCAGCAAUUCGCCUUGACACCCAAUUUGGGAAUUCCCGUACCAAAUAUUUUCCCCAAUUUGAGAGCCACUGCCAAUACCUAUGUCCAACAACAGAAUCAACAGCAGCAACAUCAUCAUCAACAAAUUCCACAACAACAACAGCAACAGCACUUUGGCCCACAAACUUUCCCCGCCUCUCCCGAACAGGAAUACAAACAAAAGCUGAUCCAGAAACAUGAGCAGUUCGUCCAGAAACAAUAUGAGAAGUCGCAAAAUAAAGUCAAGCAACAACAUGCCGAAUUUGUGGCCAAGCAGCAGAACAUCAAACAACAGGUGUUGCCCACAAUCAUUGGCGGCAAUAAUCAGCAACAGAUCUACAGCACGCAACAACAGACCGUAAGCUACAAUCCACCACGUAGCCGUCCCGUAGGUCCUUCCGAACUACCAUCCUUUGCCUCGGCUGUCCAACAAUACUACAAGGAACAUCCCACAACUACCACGACCACCACCACAACUACAACCACCACUACCACACCACCUGCUCCCCCAGCCCCUAAAGUCAAUUCCAAAUCUGCCGCCUAUGGCCAAUUGAAAGCUGAAUUGGGUAAAUAUGGUCAAAAGACCACAGCUAAGAAACCAGUCAAAACUUUCGGACGUGAUGAACUCUUGAAGCAACUCAAAGCUGCCCUGGCUGAAACACCCCAGAAAGAAUUGGGUAAUAAGACCUAUGAAGAGAUGGAUUUGGUAUUGCCCAAUGGUGAACGUGUCCAAGUCAUUCGAACCACUGAUCCCAAUUUGGUUAAGGGUCAACAAUCCUAUACUCACGAUCAAUUGCAAAGCUUAUUCGGUGACCAAAACAUUGAAGCUAUUGUAGGUGGAGGAGGAGCUGCAGCCGAUGCUGGAAAACUAAGUCUCAGUGAUAUUGCCCCAGAAACUAAAAAGGACUUGGUUCUCCCCGGAGGUGGUAAAGUACAAAUUCUAAGAUCCCCUGAUCCACAAGAAUCCGUUGACCCACAAAACCUACCCGGAGGUGUAGAUCUUUCCAGUUUGGCUUCGCUGUAUGGUGGUAGUGUUGAAGGUGUUUCCAAUGGAGCCAAUAGCAUUGCCAGCACAGCUGUUAUUCAAUCCGAUUCUGAUGAACCACCAUCCCUUGAAGAAUUGGCUAAACGUGGUUUAAUUCCUGAUGGUUAUGAAAUUGAAGGUUUGAGCUCUCCCUCAAAACCAAAGGCCCAACCUAAGCCAGCACCCACCUUGCCACCCAAAAAGAAGGCGACCUAUGUUUAUUUGGAAGAACAAGCUGAUGGUAGCUUCAAAAUCCAAGGCGUCAAGGCUAACGGUGAAAAGGAAACCAAACAAACCGGUGCUGAAGUGGAAAGCAUUUUGGAACGUAUAAGAAGCGGAGACAUCAAAUUACCCCCCUCGGUGACACGUCUUACCUUGCCCAAUGAUGAAGUGGUAGAAAUUGAAUCAGGAAAUAUUGUCAAGACCACUAAGAAACCACCAACAACUACGACCAGUACAACAAGUACAACCACUACGACAACAACUACUACCACUACACCCAGACCGCAACCAGCCUCUGCCACCAGAGCCACAACUUACAGACACCAUUACAAAUUCAAGACCACCAAUGCCUAUCAUCCUUCCACCACCACCCAUGCUCCUUACACCCAUCGGGCCAGUACUCGCCACUACGACCACCACGCCGUGUAUAGGCCAACAGCAGCUCCUCGUUACACCACAGUGGGUACACCAACACCAGCUAUUGUGUCCUCAACCUAUGAACCCAUUACAGAACGUUAUAUCGAAACCACCGUUGAUGAUCAACAAGCUGUCCAAUAUGCUGAUACGUUGGUGGAGGAAACUGAGAAUAAAGAAAAAUCUUCAAAUGUUGAUUCCGAAUCGGCAAUUUCAAUGGCCUUAAGUAGUCCUGCCUCAGCUACUGCAUCGACAACAACAACCACAGUAUCGGGAUCAAGUUCCAGUUCGGUUACCACCAAUGCUAGUGAUGAUUUAAUUCAAAUCCUGAAAUCGAAUGGUCUCUUUGCUAUGGCUAAAUAUUUGAGACAAUCCGGUUUGGAUAGUAUUUUGAAUGAAACUGGACCCUAUACCAUAUUUGUACCAACCGAUAAAGCUUUCAAGAAUUUGUUGGUACAAUUGGGUGGCCCAGAAAGAGCCGAAGAAAAAUUCAAGGCUAAUCCAAGAUUAUUGAGUGGUCUUCUCUUGCAUCACGUUAUCCCUGGAGCUUUUGACAUUGCCACCUUACAGGAUGAAAUGACUGGUGUUUCAUUGGCCGGUACCCAAUUGAGAGUGAAUCAAUACAACAUGCAUGAUCAGGAAUGGAAUGAUGUUACACUAACAACCAUCAAUGGAGCCAUGGUUGUGCUCAACAAAAAGGACAUUAAAAUACCCCAGGGUAUUGCUCAUGCCAUUGAUCGUGUUAUGUUCCCUCUGCCUGUGGGUGAUUUAUUGCAAACUCUGCAAUCGGAUAGAGAAAACCGUUUCUCCACCUUCUUGAAGAUUUUGUAUACCUCUGGUUUGUCGGAGAAAUUGCAAAGUAAAGGCAUUAAAACCUACACUGUCUUUGCUCCUGUUGACAAGAGCUUUAAUGACUUCGAAUCGGAUACAUUGGAAAAAUUGAUGAAUGACAAGGAGGCAGCAGAAGAAUUCGCCAUGAAACACAUUGUACCCGGUACAUUGUUCUCGGCUGGUAUGCGUUUCUAUCAAGUCAAGGACUCAUUGUUGACCGGUAAAACGGUUAUUUUGCAAAAGACCUCAGCCGGUAAAAUUAAGGUUAACGAUGCCCAAAUGAUCACCUCAAAUAUACCUGCUACAAAUGGUGUCAUUCAUGCCCUUGAUGGAGCGCUGGCGUGA
Musca vetustissima is the source of this 3752-nucleotide messenger RNA. RefSeq lists its product as uncharacterized. Gene Ontology annotation, molecular function: cell adhesion molecule binding. The transcript is spliced from 5 exons. Bases 9 to 3752 code for a protein of 1247 amino acids. Gene Ontology annotation, biological process: cell adhesion; extracellular matrix organization. The record is from RefSeq and is a predicted model, not a curated record. Lineage: Eukaryota; Metazoa; Arthropoda; Insecta; Diptera; Muscidae. Gene Ontology annotation, cellular component: extracellular matrix.